Messenger RNA from Paraglomus brasilianum, 1952 nucleotides. The record is from the annotation of a GenBank genome assembly. Lineage: Eukaryota; Fungi; Glomeromycota; Glomeromycetes; Paraglomerales; Paraglomeraceae.
GAAAAAGGAAAAGGUCAAUAGCACUCGGCACACCUGCUAUAUUCAAUGCCUUGUUGCUGACUCAGUCGGCAACACAGUACAACAGGAGUAACAUAGAUGGGCUAGCUACAAGCCACAUGGAAACUGAUUUGCCAGAUGAGCAGUAUGACAAUGAACAACAUGUUACAAAGAAAAUCUGUAAAAAAAAGUCCUCUUCAGACCCCACUACUAAUAAAGGCAUAGAAGCUUCGAUUACUUUUCAAACUACAAGCGAAAAAAGUGGCGAAAUCAAUUUACCCCUACAAAAUGCAGAGAUGAUGUUAUCGAUAAACACAACACCAAAACAAACUGCUUUCGAACAGGACCCGAGUGAUGCACCUGGUACACUACCAAAAGUAGAAGAAAACCAUGUUCUAAACGAAUCUGUACACCAUUCGGUACACCAACCAGAACCGGGCCCAGAUCACAUGGAAUGGAUAGAACACGUGAGAAUAGCGCUGGCAAAUGCGAAGCAAAUAGUCUUUGACAAGGAAAUAUGGAAUCGAGACAAAAUCUUAGCAGCUUUUUUGGACCCAGAAAAAUUUAAAUUGUUAAUACAACACAAAUUACGAUCCAAACCAACACAAAUAAAAAUCCCACAAGCAAUCGGCCUGAAAUUCAAGUACAGUGAUCGAGCUUUCUUUCACACAUUUACUAGGAGGCAUGAUACCUGGCCACAACACCAACAAGAAUUUAUGGAUCUUAUAGAGGAAGCAACGCGUAAAUACAAGCAGAUGUAUGAUGCCCAUAUGAUUAACAGAGAGAAUAAAGACCAGAUCACUGACUUGCUUAAAAAGAAAUUGGCCAUAGAUUUCUGGACAAAUGGAGAGUUCACCAGGCUAGACGCUACUGAAAUUGCUAGACAUACCAUGUAUCUGCUUGGCUUUGCCAGAAUAGAAACAAAAAUGGACUUUAACACCAUUAAAGAAAUAGUCGAGAAAGCCAAAGUCGAAACCCUUAUCGCACUGCCAGACCACCCAAAAAAGAUUGAGGAUCAGAUUAAAAACUCUCUACCAUUCAUGCUACCUUGCCAGACCGCAGACGAACUACCAGAUACAUACUUUGUAGCAGACAAUAGAAUACCACUUUCAGCACACCAAGGUUGGCUUAAUGAAACAACUCAGAAAAUGUUUCCAGUCACUGUUCGAGCAGAUCUUAAAAAAGUAUGGGGAUACAAAGAGGAACUGAGGAAGUUCUAUAUCUUUAGAGAUCUUCCAGAAACUUACUUCGACCUAUCAUCAAAAAAAAUGCCACUUCCGCCUACACCACAGGAACUCACCCUGCGGCUUAGAGAGAUCUUUUCAUUCUAUCUACUAGAUGCAAAACACUUCAAAGAACACAUCGAGAAGCUGAGAACAGUCUAUGCAUUUAAGACAUUACCAAAUGACUAUAUUAUUAGCAAAAAACGUCUCCCAAAAGAUCCAAAAGAUCUGCACCUAGCUGUCACUUUCUCCUUCCCUAUCGACAAUAAGGAAUCACUUGCAAACUUCCUACAUGCAGUUCCAAGAUAUUAUGCAAUACCCAAUCCUCUACCAAAAGAAUAUAUUAACUUUAACUACAUAGACAAACCGGAGCUUCCAACUGACCCUAGCUUGGUAGAAAAAAAGGUAGAGGAGACAGAGAAUAAGCUGCCGAAUACAAUCAAAGAACUUAAACAACUAAUAGAACAAAAAAAUUUGCAAACCACAUUAAACUUUCCAAUAUCAAACCAGGAGAAGAUUCCAUCAGCUAUAGAAUUCCUAAAACAAGAUUUAGCGCUUGACUCAAUCCCAGACUUUGCUUUUAAAUUUACAUCUUUUCCAUCGCCAGGUUGGGAGCUUUUUGAAGAAGCUGAAAUUGAUGAUGACAUACCUAUGCAAGAGAACGAACCAACACAACCAACCAUUAACACACAGGGGUUAGAGUCAGAAGAAGAACCAACCAAUGAGUGUUAA